AUGGCGUCCAACCUGGCUCCUGCCGCUCCUUACGGGACCGCACAGCUUGGUUCCAGAUGGCCUGGCCCCAAUUCUCUUUCCACAAUCACAUGCUGCUACAGGGAGGACUCCGUCAGCACCCUGGGCCUGAUUCUCGGCGUGGGCCUGUCGCUGCUGCUUGUCUCUAUCCUGGGCUACAGCCUGGCCAAGUGGUACCAGCGCGGCUACUGCUGGGAGGGGCCUAAUUUUGUCUUCAAUUUGUACCAAAUUCGGAACCUGAAGGACUUGGAGGUGGGGCCACCGUUCACCAUCAGCGGCCACAUCGGUGGUCCGGAUGGGGGCUACAUGAAGUUCUCCAAUGGGCUAGGCUGAUGGGGGAGCCUAGCCCAGCUUUGCGGGCCUGGGAGAGGAGGAGGCUCCUGGGCCAGCAGCAGCUCCCAAGCAUUCCUGAG
Molecule: messenger RNA, 431 nt
Organism: Perognathus longimembris pacificus (Pacific pocket mouse)
Lineage: Eukaryota; Metazoa; Chordata; Mammalia; Rodentia; Heteromyidae
Gene: Smim35
Product: small integral membrane protein 35
Exons: 6
Coding region: 1-351 (116 amino acids)
Source: RefSeq, a predicted model, not a curated record